This is a messenger RNA of Suillus bovinus, 1587 nucleotides long. RefSeq lists its product as uncharacterized. Bases 1 to 1587 code for a protein of 528 amino acids. Lineage: Eukaryota; Fungi; Basidiomycota; Agaricomycetes; Boletales; Suillaceae. The record is from RefSeq and is a predicted model, not a curated record. The transcript has 2 exons.
AUGCCCAGCCAUCCAUAUGCUACCGGUGCCAUCUAUACACAGUAUUCUAAUUCAGUUUCUGAGCUUGGCGUACAACAUGCCCUUAAAGUGUCUGAUUACGCUGGGCCACAUCCAUCAGCCUACGACCCUCAACUCCCUUCGAAUACUGCUACAAGCGACGUCAGCAUGCGUCACAGGCUCCCUCCGCGGGCAAUGCAGCCGGGUGCAAUCUCACAUCCUUACGCUGCUGGAUCAAGUGAGCCGGUAACCUCACAGCAGCGCGGUGGCUCUGUGCUUUCUACGCUUCUGCACCCGCCAAGUGUUGUGCAGAAAGACGAUGAUAUCGCAUCUGGUAACCACAUAUCCAUCAGCAGUCCUGAAUUCGAGAAGUAUGGCGUCGGUGAGGUUCUUGUGUUCGCUGCGCCAUCGCGAGACGAGCAGGAAACCGACUUCGAGGAUCAAUCUUUGGGAACCAUCGUCUCGUGUCAGCAGGAUACUCUGAGUCGAAUCAUAGACAAAGGGAAGGCCAAGGACUUGUCACCUGCAUCCAUGACCUCCGAUAAUAGUGAAUCCCGGAUACCCGCUUCUGACUCUGUGGUUGUUUCCACUCGUCCUCCGAGUCUGAUAUCCGUGACAGCAGUUGAAGGCAGGGACUCGACCUACUCUCCUGGCACCCUCCGUACCUCGACCAACAUCACCUCCGCACAUCUUGUUAUUUCAGCUUUGGACAAUGAUGAUCUGGACGAAUUUCAAGAUCUGUUCUACAAGCCUCCCCAGAGCAGGCUCUCCAGUGAAAAAUCUAGCAUAAAACAUCAGGACGCAAGCGAAACCAGCAGGGGUAUACCGUCGGAUAUUCACAGCUCUUAUUCUGGAAGCGCGCUCACCAACCUCAUGCGCAGUAUGAGCGAGAUUGGAGAGCUGCAUGUGUCGGCCUCAGACAUCUCCUAUGGGCAGAGAUCAGGCGGGCCAGGGGACGAACUAUCUCAAACAUAUGUCUUCAUGGACAUGUCCAGGACUCCUUCACCGGUGCAGGUCGGUCCUUGUGGUGUUACCCAGUCGCCAGCCCAGCUUUACGAUGCACCCUUUGAAGCGGGUGUCCCAGAAGAUAUUGAAUCCUCUCGAGCAUCUUCUCUUCUGAUAGUCUCACAAGAGAAUGACACUUUUGGUUACCCCAUCCGGCAAGACGUCGUUGACGCUGCAGGAACAUCUACCAUUCACCAGGGCUCUCAUAGAACUUCUACAUACGCUUCGAUCCAUGAUGCCGCCGAAGAAGCUGACCUGGUCAGCCCCAUCUCAUCAUUCCAAUCGCCGCCUGUCUCUGCAGAUGCCAUGCGGUCGAGCUACAUGACCAGCGGGUCUGAGUACUCACGCAUGUCCAACCUCUCCGAUUUCCCCGAUCCUCCCGCUCGAACAAAUGUAUCACCUAACCAACCCUCCCUUCUUCAGAUUUAUGUCGACCCUCCUACGCCACUCCAGUCAGAGAGCUUUCAGGGAACCGACUCUCCUCAAUCUGGGGCCCGCGUCUUCAGCUUAGAGAGCCACCACACAACUUUUGGUGGUAAUGACGACAUGGACAUCAUUACACAGGUUCACAGGUCUGAGCUCUGA